Messenger RNA from Impatiens glandulifera, 699 nucleotides. Its product is annotated as agamous-like MADS-box protein AGL61. The transcript has a single exon. Gene Ontology annotation, biological process: regulation of transcription by RNA polymerase II. The coding region runs from base 1 to 699 and encodes 232 amino acids. Gene Ontology annotation, molecular function: protein dimerization activity; RNA polymerase II cis-regulatory region sequence-specific DNA binding; DNA-binding transcription factor activity, RNA polymerase II-specific. Lineage: Eukaryota; Viridiplantae; Streptophyta; Magnoliopsida; Ericales; Balsaminaceae. The record is from RefSeq and is a predicted model, not a curated record.
AUGUCCACCAAUAUAAUUGGAUUGAACGGCUCCAUUAAGAAGAAAAAAUUAACAUUAGGCCGUCAGAAAAUAGAAAUAAAGAAGAUAGAAGAUGUUAAUCACCGGCAAGUCACAUUUUCAAAGCGACGCACCGGCCUAUUCAAAAAGGCGUCGGAGUUAUGCGUCUUGACCGGAGCUGAAGUGGCUGCCAUUGUCACUUCACCUGGAAACCGAACGUUCGCCUUCUGUAGCCAGACAGACCCAACUGCGUUACUGAAAAACUGUCUAUCAGAAGGUGAUGGUUCGCCAUUAGCUCAAGAUCAGAUGCAGAAUCCAGAGAAAGUUAGGGAAUUGAAUGAACAAUAUUCGAAUUUGUUGGCGGCGCUUGAAGAGGAGGAGAAGAGAGGGACGAGGAUCGUGGAGGAGAAGGGAGAAGGAGGUGGGUUUUGGUGGGAAGAACAAAUGGAUGGUAAUAUGGGUGUGGAGGAAUUGGAGAGAUAUAUGUUUGCUUUGGAGAAGUUGAAGAGGAAUGUGCAGGUUAGGGCUGAUGAAUUGAUGAUGAGUAGAGCUAGGGAUAUGGCUGCUAAUCCUUUGCAGAUUCAACCUGCUUUUUGUUCGUUUAAUUAUGAUCCUAAUCUUGAUCCACAUUUGUUUUUGAUGCCUAAUAAUCAUCAUCAUGUUUAUGAUACAUUUCCUCGUGGCCAGCCUCCUCCGCAGUAA